This is a messenger RNA of Darwinula stevensoni, 1500 nucleotides long. NCBI's taxonomy places the organism in Eukaryota, Metazoa, Arthropoda, Ostracoda, Podocopida, Darwinulidae. The record is from the annotation of a GenBank genome assembly.
AUGCAUUGUCCGCCUGUCUUGAUCGACAGUGGAGAAUGGCGGCCCACAUUUUUCUUCAACCAAGAUUACUUUUUGAGUCUAUGUUACACAUUCCACCCAAAUGUGAGCCUCGGAUUCGGAGGUCAAAUCUCCGGAUAUGAGCUCCAAUUCGAAAACCCCUCGAGGAAAGAAGACAUUGACACAGUGUACUGGGAAAUUAAGAUCCAUCGUGAUCUGGGAUGGGCCUCCACAUAUAUAAGGUCUUCUUAUACUCCGGUCAGGGUGAAGCCAGGAACGUAUAACCACGUGGUCCUCUCGCCCAAAGAAGUCAAUCAACUCGACACCCAGACCUAUCACUGCGAUUCCAGGGACGGAUACAGCAGAGACGAGUGCAUGGACACAUGCACAUGGAUGUGGACCUCCAUUCUGCCACUGUCGUGUCGACUUUCCUCGAUGAACGUGUCUUUGCCGAUGUGCGAUCACAUUGGGGCUAUCCUAGAAAUGGGCCGCAUAAUUAAUUCCGCAUGGAAUAGGCAUAAUGAGCUGCUUCAUUCAACCUGCAUCUGCCCGCCACCCUGCCAUCGCCUCCGCUACGCUGUGGACGUGAGGACUCUGAAACAAGCUUUGGACGAAUAUAACUAUCUCUGGAUAUAUCUCCCUGAGGAUAUCGUGGAAGUUCUGGUCGAGAAAGAGGUCUACGAUCUCAUCCAGGUGUUUGGGGAAUUCGGGGGUUGCCUUGGUGGAGAAUGGCGGCCGACAUUUUUCAUGAACCAAGAUUACGAAUUGAGUCUAUGUUACACAUUCCACCCCAAUGUGAGCCUCGGAUUCGGAGGGCAAAUCUCCGGAUAUGAGCUCCAAUUCGAAAACCCCUCGAGGAAAGAAGACAUUGACACAGUGUACUGGGAAAUUAAGAUCCAUCGCGAUCUGGGAUGGGCCUCCACAUACGUAAAGUCUUCUUAUACUCCGGUCAGGGUGAUGCCAGGAACGUAUAACCACGUGAUUCUCUCGCCCAAAGAAGUCAAUCAACUCGACACCCAGACGUAUCCCUGCGAGUCCAGGGACGGAUACAGCAGAGACGAGUGCAUGGACACAUGCAUGUGGAAGUUUACCUCCAUGCUGCCACUGGGGUGUCGACUUUCCUCGACGAACGUGUCUUUGCCGGUGUGCGAUCACAUUGCCGAUAUCCUACUAAUUGACCGCAUUAUUAAUUCCGCAUGGAAUAGGCAGAAUAUGCAGAUUCAAACAAACUGCAUCUGCCCCCCACCCUGCCAUCGCCUCCGCUACGCUCUGGACGUGAGGACUCCGAAACAAGCUUUCGACGAAUAUAGCUAUCUCUGGAUAUAUUUCUCUGAGGAUAUCGUGGAAGUUCUAGUCGAGAAAGAGGCCUACGAUCUCAUCCAGGUGGUGGGGGAAUUCGGGGGUUGCCUUGGUAUGUUUCUCGGUAUUUCUCUCGUCUCCAUAUACGAGUCCCUCGACCGACUUAUCCGAUUCUUGGUCGCAAAACGCAUCGCCAGUGAAUAA